CGAUCCUUGGUUUUGUGACGUUGUGCCGCUCCAUCUUCAAUCAGCGCGCUCGGGGCAGGCAAUGAAGCGCAAACAGCACUCAAAGUCCAACUACAAAACAAAGCAGGGCAAAGGAAAGCACGGCAAGCAUGGUAACAAGAAGGCCAAGGUGAACGACGAAGCGUUCGACUGGGGCGACAGCAACAACAACAUUGCAUCCGACAACGAAGUGUCCGACGACGAAGGCAAGAAGAAAGCUGCCGACAGCGACGAAGACGACCCGUACGCGAACGAAACAAACGACGAAAAGCGUGUGCGCCUUGCCAAAGCAUACUUGGGCAAACUCAAAGACAAAUUCCAAGACGAAGACGACGACGCAGAUCCGGCCGAUCGGUUGGCGUCCCAACUGGAAAAGGAUGUGCAGGAAUCGUCUGGCAAACUCUUCAAGCAGGUCGCGCACAAGCUGGCAGAGUUUGAGUUUGAUCACGAAUCGUGCAAAUGGCUCAAGGGCCACAAGCUGCCUGUGACAACCGUGUGCGUCACCGAAGACGGGAGCGUCAUUUACUCGAGCUCCAAGGGCGGCUCAAUUUUGAAGUGGUCGAUCGGCGAAGGUGGCAUCACAAAGACCAAAUUGGUCGUGCCGUUCGACGACGAAGCGGACGACAGCCACGCAGCCUCUAACAAGAAGCCUCAGAAGAAAAUCCCCGACCACAAAAAGACUAUCCUGGCACUGGCAGUGAGUUCAGACAGCAAGUUUCUCGCAAGUGGUGGCGUCGACAAGAUCCUGCGGGUCUGGGACGUCGCGUCCAACGAACUGCUCGAAAGCUUCAAAGGCCAUCGCGACGCCAUCUCGAGUUUGGCAUUUCGAAAGAAAGCGCACAUGUUGUUUUCGGGCUCGUACGAUCGCACGGUGAAGCACUGGAACCUCACGGAAAUGGGCUACGUCGAAACCUUGUUUGGUCAUCAGAACGAAAUCACCGCCAUCGAUUGCCUGCAGAAGGAUCGCGUCGUCAGUGUCGGCCGCGAUGCCAGCCUCCGUGUGUGGAAAAUCCCCGAGGAAACCCAGCUCGUCUUUCACGGCUCUGGCUCGCUGGACAGCCUCGCAAUGGUCUCGGACGAGUACUACGUCACGGGGGACGAUGGAGGAUCGUUGUCGCUCUGGUUCAACGGCAAGAAAAAGCCGACGUACGUCGUGCGCGCUGCACACGGCGGCAAGUGGAUUACCAGUGUCGCGGUGCUGCCGCGGUCGGACCUCGUGGCCACGGGGUCCUCGGAUGGGUUUGUUCGGCUAUGGAAAGCCAACCUGAAAGAACGAUCCCUCGAACCCGUGGCGUCAAUUCCCAUGGACGGAUUUGUAAAUGCACUGGCCUUUCCCAAAACCGGAUCGUUUCUCGUCGCGGGCGUUGGCAAGGAGCACCGGUGCGGGCGGUGGGAAGUCAACAAGUCUGCCGCGAACGGCGUCGUCCUCGUGGCGCUUCCCCAGCUCUUCGACGAGUAGAUGCCCUCCCCCCAUUCCAAGUCGAUCAUUAUCCAACUAAGCUAAACUCAUGCCACAUUCCAUCCGACCAUGCGUUGUUACAUCAAGUCAUCCAAUGCUGUCUCGUCCAAACACACGACGGCACCAUCGUCGUCGUCGUCUUCGUCGAGGGCAAAUGCCGUCACGCCCGUCGACGGCUCUGCCUCCGGUUCCUCUUGGUGUGUCGAGGUUGGUGGCGAUGUCGUCGAUGGCGGAGGAAGGUCUUCAGCUCCGGCCUUGGAGAGGGGCAUGGACAAAACAAAACCAGGGGUGCAUUUGGCAGCAGUCGGAGACGUCUCGCGUGACGACGUCGACACAAUGAUGCUCGACCGCGACGUUUUCGGCGACAGUUUGGGUUUGCUGGAAGACGUGGCGGAUUCGUUCGCGUCGAGUUGGAGCGACGACUGCGUCGCCGCCUUUUGUAAGGACUCGGCCAUUGCCUUUCCAUCCAGCGAAUCCCGAUGACGCAUCGACGACGUGCUACCCAUGGGUGCCCCCCGAAUGAUCGACUUGGACGAGUGCCGGCGAGUGCCAAUGUUUGAGUUACCGCGCUCGAUGGCAUUGCUGUCUUUCGUCCGCCGCGACGACGACGCUGUCAUGGCUUUCGCAGCUCCAAAUGCUUCCUUGCUCUCAUCGACUUCGGACGGAUCGACGAUCUUCCGAGGGGUUCUUGCACGUUGUAGCUCUGGAUUCAUGGAUUCUACCAACGCACUGCCUUCGACUGCUGCGACGCUCGUCGACUCGUUUGCUUUCUGUGUGAUGGUAGUCGAGUUCUUGGGUGUCAAAGAAGUCUUGUUGGCAAUGGGGUCAGCCACUGCUGCAGUUGCCUGUGUGGGGACACCGCCAGCACGUUGAACGGCGGACGUUGGCUGAGGUAAGCUGUUCUCGUUGCUAACUUUGCUUGGCGUUGCGAUCGCUUCCGACUCUGACGUGGAGGGUUUUGUGGACGUGGGGGCACUUGCUUCGCGCGUCGACGCCGUCUUUGUGAGCUUUUGAAGCGUCUUGUCAUUUAGUGCCCACUGCAACGACUGCCGAGGGGUCUUGGGGAUCGUUGCCUGUCGCACAAGUUCCCACUUCAUCACUUUCAUGCGCUCUUCUGCGACGGCAGCAGCGGCGAUCUUCUCUUGUGCUUCCAACUGGGCCGUCGCGACCUGCAUGGCAGUCGGAUGUCGCUGAGUUCGUCUACAGGUCAGGCAAGCGUACCAUGUCCUCCAGGACCGACAUCUUAUACUUCAGCAUACGCCGCUCAUCCUCAAGCUUGGAGAUUUCUUCUGCUCGUUUUGCCUCCAGCGCAUGCAGCCCCACGAUCUCCUUCCUCAACGCACUCUGCCCACAACCCAUCGCGUGUCACUCGCUCAAGGCCACCGAUUGUUCCCUCUAAAUAUAGCGACAAGAUCUUGUCGAGUAAAAGAACCCCAGUGUCCGACAUCUUGGCUCUGCAUGAAUGAAAGCUGCAAAGAUGGUGAACCCGAACAUACAUCGCUUCGCCUGAUAAUUCGUGCUGAGUGGUCCGAGCGCAUGGCCGCAUCCAGCCAGCUCAAGUCAUCAUCCGCCUCUUGAGCCGUUGUUCAGCCAGUUUUGAAUUCACUGCGUGCGUCGUCUCGCGUUGCGCGUGUGCUCGAUAUGUGCAAAGGCGCAUUGCAGACGGCGCGUUGGUGCUGAACGUGUGGUUU
Messenger RNA from Aphanomyces invadans, 3168 nucleotides. RefSeq lists its product as hypothetical. Bases 62 to 1477 code for a protein of 471 amino acids. The transcript is spliced from 2 exons. NCBI's taxonomy places the organism in Eukaryota, Oomycota, Saprolegniomycetes, Saprolegniales, Verrucalvaceae. Gene Ontology annotation, molecular function: protein binding; snoRNA binding. Gene Ontology annotation, cellular component: small-subunit processome. The record is from RefSeq and is a predicted model, not a curated record.